Messenger RNA from Schizophyllum commune H4-8, 753 nucleotides. RefSeq lists its product as uncharacterized. Lineage: Eukaryota; Fungi; Basidiomycota; Agaricomycetes; Agaricales; Schizophyllaceae. The record is from RefSeq and is a predicted model, not a curated record. The coding region runs from base 33 to 647 and encodes 204 amino acids. Gene Ontology annotation, cellular component: cytosol. Gene Ontology annotation, molecular function: RNA binding. The transcript is spliced from 7 exons.
CGCCGCCCUCGACAUCCAGCACAACAGCAGACAUGGUCCGUGGAACAGGAAAGUACAAGCAGAAGCGUGGCGGUGGGCGUCAAUUCUCAAGGAACCUCGUCCUCGACAAGGACGGCACUGCUGUCUCGACCGAUCGCCGAUGGGCACCGCGGGAUAAGAAGGGCUCCGACGACGAUAGCGAUGAAGAGGAGGAAGAAGAGGAAGAGGAGGAGGAAAGCGAAGAGGAAGAAGAAAGCGGAGGAGAGGACAAAGCCGGCCAGCCUGAGAUGACGCGCGCAGAACGACGUGAGCUCAAGAAGAAGCAAGCCGCAGAGAAAGCGAAGAAGGCUGGCGGCGAGGAUGAGGACGACGACGAGGACCUAAUCAACCCCAACCAUGUCACCAAGAAGAUGAACAUCUCUGACCUCAAUGCGCCGCGCGAGCUUACCCGUCGCGAACGGGAAGCGAAGGAGAAGAAGGAGGCGCAAGACAGGUACUGGAAGCUCCACGUCCAAGGCAAGACCGAGCAGGCGAAGACCGAUCUCGCUCGUCUGGCCAAGAUCCGCGCCGAGCGUGAAGCGGCGCAGGAGAAGCGCAAGGCAGAGCAGGAGGCCAAGAAUGCAGAGAUCGAGCAGAAGGCAGCGGCGCAGAAGCAGCGCAAACGUUAGAGUUUGGAUGUAUACCUGUCGUCAUACAGCUUGAAUCUGUGUACCACCACCAAUACUGACUGUAUCUAUAUCUUCAUAUCGCUCAAUCGGACGAGCUUCGCCGCCA